AUGGUGGCGGCGAUCGCGCGGCCGAACGCGGCGUGCGCGGCGCUGGCGGCGGCGUGCGCGCUGGCGACGCGAGACGGAAAACGACGCGCGGAUCUGCGGCGAGCGCUGAUGCGCGGCGAGGGCGGCGGCGAGAAUGAGACGGAAGAGACGGCGCCGGUGAUGGAGUUCACGGCGAAAGACGCGACGGUGUUGAUGGAACGCGCGGCGAAGGCGGCGGAACGGGCGGCGAGCGUGGCGGAGUGGCGGUCGAGGACGGUGAGCGCGGCGACGAUGUACGCGGCGAUGGCGCUGAGUGGAGUGAGCGCGUUCGUGAGGGCGGAUGUGAUGAUGUGCGCGAUCGCGCUGUACGCGACGCGGCCGGCGAGGUUGCGGGUGAUUCCGGAUCCGAUCAACGCGUGCUGGUCGCGCUUGCCGAGCCUGUGGAAGGAUCAGUCGAAGAUUCAAUGA
This is a messenger RNA of Ostreococcus lucimarinus CCE9901, 447 nucleotides long. RefSeq lists its product with no specific name. The coding region runs from base 1 to 447 and encodes 148 amino acids. The record is from RefSeq and is a predicted model, not a curated record. NCBI's taxonomy places the organism in Eukaryota, Viridiplantae, Chlorophyta, Mamiellophyceae, Mamiellales, Bathycoccaceae. The transcript has a single exon.